ACAGACUCAACAUAUCACCAACACCACAUGCGUCGCGUUUGGGACAUUUUUACAUAAUCAUUCGAAUUAAUGCGGGAAUUAGCCUACGGCUGUUUGUUUCUUCUGAUACACACCAAGGACCAGUAGAAGAUACAGAGGAGAGUGACAGUUCUAGCGUUCAGCGCAGUUCUCCAAGUGCGUAAAACAGAAAUGUUGGAGAGGAUGAUCGCGCAACACUCGACUUAAAUCCACGCAACAGCCACAGACAAACUGGUAAUUUCCACAUUAUUGCAAUGGGCGGUGAAAGCUCCAGAAUAUAUUGUUUUCCUAAAGUUGGCAUCUCUUGAAAAACAACGGAUCCCUUUCUUUUGAAUCUGUGAAAGAAAAGCGCAGCAAAGGUGUUGGUUACUGUAUGGCAAUAGAAUGGAGAUGUGGUGUGGAUGCUGAAGGCAGUCAGGAUGCUGAUGCUGAGAGUUGCGUGGGCUCUAGCGGGAGCGGCGAUCUGCUGUUUUCUCAUCAUUCUCAUCCACUCUCACUUCCUACGAGAAGGACAACUGGCAGCAGGCACCUGUGAGAUUGUCACUCUAAACAGAGACAGCAGUCAGCCACGCAGGACGAUUGCCAGACAGACGGCCCGCUGCGCAUGUAAGAAAGGACAGAUUGCUGGGACAACGAGAGCAAGGCCGGCCUGCGUGGAUGCUCGCAUCGUGAAGACCAAGCAGUGGUGUGACAUGGUGCCCUGUCUAGAGGAUGAAGGCUGUGACCUGUUAGUAAAUAAAUCAGGCUGGACUUGUACACAGCCCAGCGGCAGAGUGAAAACUACAACGGUAAAUCCAUGACACACGAAAAAGGUGGGGGGAGCAAAUUAGUCUACCAGAGGU
This is a messenger RNA of Sinocyclocheilus rhinocerous, 860 nucleotides long. RefSeq names its product protein FAM19A5-like. Lineage: Eukaryota; Metazoa; Chordata; Actinopteri; Cypriniformes; Cyprinidae. The transcript is spliced from 4 exons. Bases 420 to 818 code for a protein of 132 amino acids. Gene Ontology annotation, biological process: G protein-coupled receptor signaling pathway. The record is from RefSeq and is a predicted model, not a curated record. Gene Ontology annotation, molecular function: G protein-coupled receptor binding; receptor ligand activity.